Peronospora belbahrii is the source of this 342-nucleotide messenger RNA. Lineage: Eukaryota; Oomycota; Peronosporomycetes; Peronosporales; Peronosporaceae. The record is from the annotation of a GenBank genome assembly.
AUGGUGGAGCACAUGACAGAGCAGCAAGUUGUAGCCACGUACAAGAGUUUACGCGCUGAAGUGCGACAAUUGGGAGAAAAGAUUGCAGAGCUAGAGGUGGAGACAACGGAAUAUGAUCGUGUGAUUCAAACACUUGAUGAAUUACCAAGGAAUCGUAAAGCUUAUCGUAUGGUCGGUGGUAUCUUGGUAGAACGUACGGUUGAAGACGUACUUCCAGCUGUAAAAGCCAAUCGUGAUGGCAUUAGACAAGUUUUAUCACAAUUGAAGGAGAAUAUCCAAGAGAAGGAGAAAGCAGCAGAUGAAUGGCAGCGAAAAUACAACAUCCAGGUGCAACAACAAUAA